Lactuca virosa is the source of this 1608-nucleotide messenger RNA. The record is from the annotation of a GenBank genome assembly. Lineage: Eukaryota; Viridiplantae; Streptophyta; Magnoliopsida; Asterales; Asteraceae.
CUUAUUUUUCCCGUGGUUUGCUGGACCCAAUUCCAAAAGCUGCCAACGUUUCCAUAUGAAUUUCUUACACAAAGAUUCAAUCUUCAUCAAAUAAACCUCACUGAAAGUCGAGAUGAAACCUCCAUAGAUCUUGUUUCCCACCUUUAUUUACUCUCCCUCUCUCUUAAACUCUUAUAGAGAAAGAAAGAGCGAGUGGAGUUGUGUUCCAACGCCACCCCGACCAGGCGACUACUGUUACUCAUGGAUGGGCACCGGCGGCGCCACAUCCCCAAACAUAGCCGUUUCCGUCACCUAAUUCCGGCAAUCUCUGCUAUAUCCGCCGCCAUUCUCCUCCUCUAUUGUUUCCUCUCUUUUCUAGCCCCUUCCCCUGAUCAUUUUCACCACUUUGGACACCAUACCUCUUUCGAUGAUCAUACCAUUGACGAUGACACACCUAAAGUUUCUCCGAUCUUCGAAGUUCCGACCAGUAGCAAGAUGAUUAGUGACCGAAAUCUUUGGAGCACAAGUAUGUCAAAAUUCUAUUUUGGAUGCAGUGAUGCCACCAGUCAGUUCCCAAAAGCUCAAUCAGUAACACGCCCUAAUCGAUACUUGCUGAUUGACACCAGUGGAGGUUUAAACCAACAAAGAACUGGGAUUACAGAUGCUGUUGUUGCUGCACGCAUUCUAAUGCUACUCUUGUUGUUCCUAAGCUCGAUAAGAAAUCAUUUUGGAAAGAUUCAAGUACUUUCUCUGAGAUAUUUGAUGUUGAUUGGCAAAAAAUGGUCUCCAUACAGUACACGUGUACCUAGAAAAUGUGAUGAGAGAUGCUAUCAUAUUCAUGUACUUCCUUUGUUUUCAAAAAAACGUGCUGUUGAACUGAGUAAGUUUGAUUACAGACUUGCUAACGAGUUAGAAACCGAUUUUCAAAAGCUUAGAUGCAGGGUGAACUACCAUGCUUUAAAAUUCACAGCUCCCAUAGUCAAAAUGGGUCAAACAUUGGUCAACCGAAUGAGGAAUAUGGGAAAACACUUUGUUGCCCUUCACUUGAGAUUUGAACCCGAUAUGCUUGCUUUCUCGGGUUGCUAUUAUGGUGGAGGAGAGAAGGAAAUAAAAGAACUUGGUAAAAUCCGCAAGAGAUGGAAAACUUUAAACAUUAGUGAUCCGGAAAAAGAAAGGAGACAAGGGAGAUGCCCAUUGACGCCGGAAGAAGUAGGGUUGAUGUUAAGAGCACUCGGAUACGAUAAAAAUGUUCAUAUCUACGUGGCGUCAGCCACGAAACAAGAACUUCUACCAUUUUCACCAUUCUCUUCUCGUAUGGCUGCAUUGGAUUUUAUUGUGUGUGAUGAAAGCGAUGUUUUUGUCACAAACAAUAACGGUAACAUGGCCAAAAUAUUGUCUGGACGAAGGAGAUAUUUUGGACAUAAAGUGACAAUACGUCCAAACGCGAAGAAAUUGGCUCGGUUGUUUUUGGAGAGGGAAAAGCUGACGUGGCAAGAGUUUUUCAUCAAGAGUGCAGAUGCUAAAGUGAAACUUGUUGGUAAUAAUAAGUAUAUUGAUGAUGAUGAUGAUCAAGAAGAGGAGGAAGAAGAAGAAGAUGGUAUUGUAUCUAAUCUUCGGUAUCUGUUUUAA